Molecule: messenger RNA, 1249 nt
Organism: Meira miltonrushii
Lineage: Eukaryota; Fungi; Basidiomycota; Exobasidiomycetes; Exobasidiales; Brachybasidiaceae
Exons: 2
Coding region: 77-1249 (390 amino acids)
Molecular function (GO): protein binding
Source: RefSeq, a predicted model, not a curated record
AUCUGCUCUUCACAGUCUUGCAUUAUCAUCACAAUCUUGCAAUUCUCUUCACAUUGCCCUGCAUACGUUGAACAGUAUGUUUGAUGUUAUAUCCAAGCUGCCUGCUGAGCUAUCUGCUCAGAUUUUCUCUUUCUUCAACGUGUUUGAAUUGGCAAAACUUGAACAAGUAAGCAAAUCUUGGCAAAACGUGAUACGAAAGAAUCCAACUUUAUGGAAAGAUGACGGAUUCAAAGCGCGAGAUGUGUUUGAUGUUUGUGCCCUUCAACACGAAGGUAAAUAUAAAGCUAUGCUGGAAAGAAGUCAUGGUAAAUUACACAGGAUCUUUUUGCCAGUAUAUUUAUCCUUCAAGACUCAAGGAGAAAUAGAAGAUUUACUCAAGCAUCUGAUCAAAUCCGAUGUGGAAGACUUGUGGAUCGUGAUCAGAAUGGGCAGCACUUGCCCUGAACAUCACCAACAUAAUGAGAUUGAUGAGACAACGAUAACCAGGAGCCAACUUAAUGAGGCAGUCAAAACUGUCAUACGGACUGUGGUGCGGUGUGAUCAACUGAAAAACUUGCGUCUGGUCGCAAAUCGUGGUGUGCAAGUCACUAUGCAAGACUUUGGCGAGCCUUCAAAGUGGCCUUUCGCUGCUAAUCGACUAAGAAAGCUUGCACUUCACAACAUAAAUUACGAUUGCCUUUUCCCAAACGAAGAACUCUAUCAAUGUAUUUCAAAAAUUGAGGAUAUCAAACUUAGCUUUGCUACUGGUUGUGGCUACGUUUACGAACCGGAGGAUGUUUGGCGUUUCAUUAGCACUGCAAAAGCUAGCUUGAAGAGAUGUUCUGUUAGUUUUUUGCAUUACGAUCGGAAUUCGAAUCUAGUCAACACAAAAAUGGUUGAGCAACUACUUUGUAACAGUCUUGAGGAAUUGUGUAUCGGCGCCUUACCUGAUGAAGAGAAAGACCGUAACGGUAUGUUGGACAAGCUGGAGAGAUGCAUCAAAGUGAAGAAAUGGAUCAUCUACAAAAACCUAGGCGAUGCUGAUAUCGAAGAAAUGUGUGUUCGAUUACAAAGGGCUCCAUUAGAAGAAGUGAUUUUGAUGCAAUUAGAACGCGAUUCAAUGCUUUCAGUGAAGAAAAUGGUAAAUGAUCGACUUUGUAGUGGAUCAUUCACCAAGAUUCAGAAAGCAACAAUUCGGACGGUGAGAGGAAGAUUUGACAAGGAGAUUGAAUGGUUCAAAGAACAUGUUUCAAUAGUUGAUGUAGAUUAA